Molecule: messenger RNA, 1837 nt
Organism: Arachis ipaensis
Lineage: Eukaryota; Viridiplantae; Streptophyta; Magnoliopsida; Fabales; Fabaceae
Product: serine carboxypeptidase-like
Biological process (GO): proteolysis
Cellular component (GO): vacuole
Molecular function (GO): serine-type carboxypeptidase activity
Source: RefSeq, a predicted model, not a curated record
AAGUAUAAUUAAAUAUUAAGAUGAGACUAAUAAAGUGCGUAGUGGCAACUGUUAACCCUCCCAUACUCAAACACUUUUGAGACUAAUUACUAUAAAUUGAGAUGCCAUUCAUAUUUAUUUCUACUCAUUUCAAAACAAACAUCAUGGCAUCAUCUUCUAUGUUGUUCUUCUUACUCUCCACCAUCUUCCUCUUCAUUUCACCUUCAUUCUCCUCUCCAGCUCAAACUACAACUUGCCCCUCAGGCGACUCUUUCACGGCCGAGAGCCUCAUCAGAGGCCUUAACCUAUUCCCUAAAGGCUCCAUUAACAGAAUAGAGAGUAACACUCAUCUUGUCCCUGGAAAGAUUGUGAAGAAGAAGCUCACAUUCCCUUACAAUCUUGCUUCUUCUUCUUCUUCUUCAGGUACAUCUGUUCAAGAUCUUGGUCAUCAUGCAGGGUACUAUCGCCUUCCUCGUUCCAAAGCGGCAAGGAUGUUCUACUUUUUCUUUGAAUCUCGCAAUAAGAAGGAAGACCCUGUUGUCAUAUGGUUGACCGGAGGACCAGGGUGCAGCAGUGAGCUUGCUUUAUUUUAUGAGAAUGGUCCUUUCCAAAUCACAAAGAACUUGUCUCUUGUUUGGAAUGAAUUUGGCUGGGACAAGGCAUCAAAUAUUCUUUUUGUAGACCAGCCUAUUGGGACAGGCUUUAGUUAUACUUCUGAUGAUGAUGACAUCCGCCAUGAUGAAGCAGGUGUUAGCAAUGAUCUCUAUGAUUUCUUGCAGGCAUUUUUCAAGGAGCACCCUCAAUUUGUCAAGAAUGAUUUCUACAUCACUGGAGAGUCAUAUGCUGGACACUACAUUCCAGCUCUUGCAUCAAGGGUUCACCAAGGCAACAAAGCAAAGGAAGGAAUAAUAAUCAAUCUCAAGGGUUUUGCUAUUGGUAAUGGUUUGACCAAUCCGGAAAUUCAGUACCAAGCAUACACAGACUAUGCAUUAGACAGAGGACUGAUUAAAAAGUCUGAUUAUGAUAGUAUCAGCAAGUUGAUCCCAUCAUGCAAAGAUGCCAUAAAAAGCUGUGGUACCGAUGGUGGAGAUGCAUGUAUGACUUCAUUAUAUAAAUGCAAUGCCAUAUUCAGUCGGAUAAUGUCCAUCGCCGGCGACAUUAAUUACUAUGACAUUAGAAAGAAAUGCGAGGGAAAUCUGUGUUAUGACUUCUCCAAUGUAGAGACAUUCUUAAACGAGAAGACAGUUAGGGAUGCUUUAGGUGUUGGGGACUUGGACUUUGUUUCGUGCAGUAGCACAGUCUAUGAUGCUAUGAUGGAGGACUGGAUGAGAAAUCUCGAAGUUGGAAUCCCAGCUCUUCUUGAGGAUGGAAUCCAGGUUCUUGUAUAUGCUGGAGAAGAAGAUCUCAUAUGCAAUUGGCUUGGGAAUUCAAGGUGGGUUCAUGCAAUGGAGUGGUCAGGUCAAAAGGAGUUUGAAGUAGCUUCUACUGUCCCAUUUUUGGUAGAUGGCGCGGCAGCAGGGACUCUUAAAAGCCAUGGACCUCUUGCGUUCCUCAAGGUGAACGAAGCUGGGCACAUGGUUCCCAUGGAUCAACCAAAAGCUGCACUUCAGAUGCUAACAAACUGGAUGCAAGGGAAACUAACACCGAAAAAGGGUGGAGCCAAUGUCUCUCCUAAAUGAUGGACUCAAAGCAAAAAUAACAAGGCAUAGCUUGUGAUCAUAUUAACUUGUGGGCAUGGCUCCAUGCAUAAUAUUUGGGAUUGUCUAGCUUCUACUACUAUCCCUGAAAUUGUGCACAAAUCUGUAUUUUAUUUUAUUCAUUUAGAAAUAAAUCUUUGAAUAAAUAUGUUAGUUCAGCA